GAAUAGUUAGAAUUUGAGGUUUGAAUGAAAGGAGCCCGACAUGGCGCACUCUUCUGCUAGAGGAGAGGUGAUUUAAGAGGCAGAAGAAGGACAGUGAGUGUUACUCUUACAGCUUUCAUGUCAGCAGUUUGCACGUUUGGCUUUAAGGCAUGAUUCCAGCAUUAGCUCUUGAGAAGGACAGCUACCCAUGGGAUGUUGGGCGACAAGGUGUAACCUGCACCUGAAAGCGCCCUCCAGAGUGUCCGUGUUCUUCACCAUGAUCAUUCUGGUCACCUAUGUGUUCUACUGUCUGACCGGAUACUGCGAUUUAACCCUGAUUCGGCUGCACGAGCGCAGACCAACUUUACCCCAACUUCCUCAGGACCGGAACGCGUCCAAUCAGCGAGCCUUUCUAGCACGAGUCACUGCAGAAGAGACGAGACGUCUAUCCGGGGACGUUUCCAACCUUUCCGUAUCCGACAGCUUCGGGACUAAAGAGUUUCCCCAGGCUGUCAUUAUCGGCGUGAAGAAGGGCGGCACGCGCGCGCUGCUCGAGUUCCUGCGCGUGCAUCCCGACGUCCGAGCUGUGGGCGCAGAGCCGCACUUCUUCGACAGGUUCUACGAUAAAGGACUCGAGUGGUACAGAAAUCUAAUGCCCCGUACUCUGGAGGGACAGAUCACAAUGGAGAAGACCCCCAGCUACUUUGUGACACGAGAAGCCCCUCAUCGUAUCUUCAACAUGAACCGCAACACUAAACUGAUCGUUGUGGUGCGGGACCCGGUCACUCGGGCUGUCUCCGACUACACGCAGACUCUCUCCAAAAACCCAGGGCUUCCCUCCUUCCAGAACCUGGUCUUCAAAAACUCCAGCAAGGGCCUGAUUGACACAUCAUGGAGUGCUGUGCGCAUUGGAAUCUACUCCAAGCACCUGGAGAACUGGCUCCGGUACUUUCCUCUCUCACGCUUGCUGUUCGUGAGUGGGGAGAGACUUGUAACGGACCCAGCGAGCGAGAUGGAGCGAGUGCAGGAUUUUCUGGGCUUGAAGAGGCUAGUCACCAGCAAGCACUUCUACUUCAACCAGACUAAAGGCUUCCCAUGUUUAAAGAAGCCCGAGGGGAGCAGCAGGCCAAGGUGUCUUGGCAAAUCAAAAGGCAGAGCUCAUCCUCACAUACCGUCUGAUGUGUUGUACAAGCUCAGGGACUUUUACAGACCCUUCAAUCUGAAGUUUUAUCAGAUGACAGGCCAGGAUUUUGGCUGGGAAUGAACCCCUCAGUGGUUAAAGCUGAGUGGGCCUUUAAGCAUGGCCCUUAACUCACAUGCUUCAGGGGGUUGUACAAGAGCUGACUCUGAGCCCUGAUCCCCAAAGAUCAGAAUGGACGAAAAGCCAACAAUUUUCCCUUGGGAAUGCUUAACGUAUAAAUAUAAAAGUGCUGGGUGUAGCAGACUGUUUGUUCUUGUUUGAUUCAGUGAUUAUAAUGUCAACACCAUGCCAAAAGCUAUUCGUUUUUAGAAUGUUUAUUAUGACUGUUAAGUUGUUAUUGCAGUAUGAGCAGUCAAAACGGUUGUACUUAGUACGCAGUUGACUUGGAUUAGACACAGGUGACAAGGUGCAGCAGUCUGCUUGUUCUUUUACAUUAUUUUUAUUUUUUUUAAAAAGUUACAAAUCCAAUCACUCACUCCUGUUUUCAUUUCAGCGGUGAAGGCCUGAACCAUUUUCUCCCCAAAUCUUUAUUUAAAUUCUUCUUUUAAAGACCGAAAGAUGUAACUUGAGCUCACAUAUGUAGUAGCUUACUAGUUUAUCCUUUCUGGACACCCUAAACAUAGAGUCAGUCAGAUUGCAUUCCAAUUUAAAAAAUGAAAUUUCACUGUGUCCAAAGAUUACUGCACAAUUCAUGAGCUCUUCAGUAACUGGAAGACAAUACUAGUAGAUAAUGCUUUUCUACACUGUGAAGUGUUGCAGUUUGGGAUUGAAAUGGACUAAAUUGGGAUUACAUGUCAUGAAUCUAAACAGAAUAGAUCAUAAUUUUGAAGUGUGUGUUUGGGGGAAAGGAGAACAUGGUGAACAUGGUGGUGGUAGCAUCAUGUUGAGAGUUACCCUUGGCCUCUGUUGCUUCUCUACUCGAGUAAUGCCCUCCUUAGCCAGUCACUGACUUUUGGUGGACGGCCUCCUCUUGGCAGAAUCAUGAUUGUGCCACAUUUUUACUUUUACAUAAUGGACUGAAUGGUAUUCCAUGGGAUGUUUGGGAUAUUAUUUUUUUUUAUAUAACCAAACCACUGAUUGAUAUGUUUCCAGAACUUUGUUGACUUGUUUUGAUCGUCUUCAUGAUGCUGUCUGUUUAGGUAUGUCCUCUAAUAAACUCUGGGUUCAGGAAUAGGGUGAGAUCACGUGACAGUUUAAUUACACACAGGUCAACUCCAUUCAGAUAAUUAUAAAUAAUACUUAUGCAAUCACAGCUUUUAUGGUUAUUCUUGUAAAUAAUUUUGCUAACUAUAUUGACUUCCUGCCGGUUAAAUAUUAAGGGUUAAUUUGUGUAGAAUCAUGACACAUAAUCACAGUUAAGUCCAUUUCAGUUCCAUGUUGUAACACUACCAAAUGUGGAAUAGUUCACGGGGGUGAAUACCGUAGGUCAGAACAUGUACCAUCUAUACUGUAUGUGUUAAUUUAACCUGAUCUCAUGGUUGUGAACUUACGAGGAGAUUAAAAAAGUUAAAAUUAGGGAUGAGGCUUGAGACUUGUCGUAGCUUUCCUUUGGUUUGAAAUCCAACAAAACUCGACUGCUCUGCCUUGCUACUAGCAACUAGUUGCCUCAUUUUUAGCGGUGCAUUACACGUUUUCAUUGUUUUCUUUUCUUUCUUUCUUUUUUUCUAAACCAGCUAGUCUAAAAACCAGUUGUUGGUUGUUUUUUUUUUAAACCAACCUAUUCACACUAACUGGAGAACUGCUCUAAAGCCAGUCUCUUUAAAUGGACUUCUGUAAUGACCUUGAUGCUUUGAGAGUUGUGUUCAUUUCACUAAUGCAUAUGGGUUUUUUUUUUUUCUACAGGCUUUUGCUUUUUUAUUUUACUGUCAGAUAAGAAGUGGACAAAGCCAUUUUGCUGCUAUUCAAGGCUUAAUAUUUGUUGAUGUUUUAUUAAUUUAAUGCCCACUUUUUAAUAUCUCUUAAGCACUCAACCAUGUCCUAGUUUUUAUUGCAUUAAAUAUUCCAUUUGUUACCAUUAAUACAUCUCGAUAAGUGAUUCUGUAGUCUUCCCCUAAUUAGUAUGCAAAUGUAAAAGCAGUUAUGCAGUAUGCAGAGGUAUUGAGUCAUAAUGCAAAAAUAUGUCAGAUGAAUGAUUUUUUUUAUGACGAUCUUUUAAAAGAGCAAUAAAUACAAUGUUUGCAUUUUUAUCAAAACAUCAGGAGCGAUUAGUAAUUUUUAAAAAUGAAAUUUAUUCCUUAUCCUUGUAGCACAUUUUAUUCCCAUAGGCACAUCCUUCAUAAAAUUCUUUUAGGAGUGAAUGGGAAUGCUUCAUAUUAUUUGUUUCAGAUAUUAAUAAGAAAUUAACUAUAAAACAGGUACUAUUAUCUCUUCAUUUUUAUAAUACGGACUGUCAGAAUAUAAUUUAAGUUUGUUUUAUGGACUUUUGUUAUUUAUAUGAUAUUUCCAACGUACAAUUGCUCCUGUGUGCAAUUAAGCCGAUUUUCUUCUGAUUUUAUUUCAACAUUUACAUUGACUAUUGAUAAAAAUGUUCUCUAAUUUAAUUUAUGCUAUAUAUGAUG
Messenger RNA from Ictalurus furcatus (blue catfish), 3738 nucleotides. Its product is annotated as heparan sulfate glucosamine 3-O-sulfotransferase 3A1. Gene Ontology annotation, molecular function: [heparan sulfate]-glucosamine 3-sulfotransferase activity. Lineage: Eukaryota; Metazoa; Chordata; Actinopteri; Siluriformes; Ictaluridae. The transcript has 2 exons. The coding region runs from base 188 to 1243 and encodes 351 amino acids. The record is from RefSeq and is a predicted model, not a curated record.